This is a messenger RNA of Colletotrichum siamense, 1539 nucleotides long. RefSeq names its product Efflux pump vrtL (gene vrtL-1). Gene Ontology annotation, molecular function: transmembrane transporter activity. The record is from RefSeq and is a predicted model, not a curated record. Gene Ontology annotation, biological process: transmembrane transport. The transcript has 2 exons. The coding region runs from base 1 to 1539 and encodes 512 amino acids. NCBI's taxonomy places the organism in Eukaryota, Fungi, Ascomycota, Sordariomycetes, Glomerellales, Glomerellaceae.
AUGAAGCAAGAAGGAAACGAAGCUGUGGUAGAGCAUGCGCGCUCCUCAGUUGAGGUCUUCUCUGCUCCUCCUGAGCUCGACAGGCACUCGACUGGAGAAGACUCAGUCGCUGCUGAAGACAAACGAGAGCCCAUUCUCAUCACAUGGGAUGGGCCGAACGACCCCCGCAGCCCCAAGAAUUGGCCUUCAAAAAAGAAAUGGGCAGCAGUAUUCUGUGUCUCAUUCUACACCCUCCUCUCGCCAGUGUCCUCAUCCAUGGUCGCGCCCGCCCUGGAAGCAAUAGCCCACGACCUCACCAUUCCUUCCGCCUUUGAACAGAUCCUCGUCCUCUCUAUCUUCGUCCUCGCCUACGCCCUUGGGCCCCUCAUCUGGGGCCCUCUCUCCGAGCUGUACGGUCGCAUCAUCAUCCUCCAGCUCACAACUCUGCUCUACAUGGCUUUCAAUCUCGGCUGCGGCCUCGCCACCACAAAAGCCCAACUCAUCGCCUUCCGCUUCCUCGCAGGCUUCGGCGGCUCGGCGCCCAUGGCCGUUGGCGGCGCCGUCUUUGCAGACCUCUUCAACGCCGAGGAGCGCGGGCGGGCUAUAUCGAUCUACUCGCUCGCGCCCCUGCUGGGCCCGGCCAUCGGCCCCAUCGCGGGCGGCUUCAUCACGCAGGAGACCACCUGGCGCUGGAUCUUCUACAGCACCACCAUCUUCGCGGGCCUCGUCCAGGGGAUCGGCUUGUUCGUGCUCCAGGAGACUUGCGCCCCGGUCCUUCUGGUCCGCAUUAAGAACCGUCUCGUCAAGGAGACGGGCAACACCGCCCUGCACACCGAGUUCGACAACCCGGAACGCACCGUCAUUCGCGCCCUCGCUGGUGCUCUCACACGCCCCUUCCGCCUCUUCGGCACACAGGUCAUCAUCCAGGCGUUGGCCGUGUACAUGAUGUACCUCUACGGCAUUAUGUACCUCGUCCUCUCCACCUUCUCGGCCCUCUGGACGACAAGGUAUGGAGAGUCGACCGGCAUCAGCGGGCUGAACUACAUCUCGCUUGGCCUCGGCUUCUUCCUCGGGGCUCAGACAUGCGCCAGGUUCCAGGACCGCGUCUACAUCGCUCUCAAGAAGCGCUAUGUCCCCGAUGGCGGCCCUGGGAAGCCAGAGUUUCGCGUGCCGAUGAUGGUUCCUGGGGCGGUUCUCGUGCCUGUUGGGUUGCUGAUGUACGGAUGGUCUGCGCAGUACAAGGCCCAUUGGAUCCUACCCAACCUUGGCGCGGUGCUGUUCAGCGCGGGCGUCAUUGUAGGGUUCCAGGGCAUUCAGGCGUUCUUGGUCGAUACGUACACGAGGUAUGCCGCGUCUGCCAUCGGCUCGGUCAUGGUGCUGAGAAGCGUUGCUGGGUUUGGGUUUCCGUUAUUUGCACCGGCUUUGUACCAUAGGCUGGACUAUGGAUGGGGGAACACGCUGCUGGCAUUGAUUGCCGUCGGUAUUGGUUUGCCUGGCCCUAUUCUAUUGUGGGUGUUUGGGGAGCGGCUGAGAAAGAGGAGUCAAUUUGCCGCUGGCUGA